GAAGAAAAACCGAAGAGAAUCGAGAAGGAAAAUUAUAGGGUUUCAAUUUCACUUUCAGAGGAGGUUGAGGUCACGAGUUAUCGUCGAUUCCACCUCCAAUGGGGAAAAACCAGAAAUCAGGGUUAGGAAGAGCCUUGGUGAAGCAGCACAAUCAAAUGAUUCAGCAGAGCAAGGAAAAGGGUCAUUUCUACAAGAAGAAGGUUCUGGAAUCCUUCACAGAGAUCAGCGACAUUGACGCCGUUAUCGAACAAGCUGAGCACCCUCAACCUCUCUUCCCCACACCACACCGCGCUAUCAAUCUGGAUCCGAACUCUGGCACUGGCACGAGUGACAUGACACCUGAAGAAAUGAGGAAGCAGCAGAAGAGGGAAGAGGCGUUGCAUGCUAGCAGUCUCCGUGUUCCGCGUAGGCCACCAUGGAGUGCAGGCAUGACUGUUGAGGAGCUUGAUGAUCAUGAAAAACAAGCUUUCCUCAUUUGGCGUCGCAGUCUAGCAAGACUCUAGGAAAAUGAGAAGCUUGUCCUUACUCCUUUUGAGAAAAAUCUUGAUAUCUGGAGACAGCUCUGGCGGGUUGUUGAGCGCAGUGAUUUGCUUGUUAUGGUUGUUGAUUCACGAGACCCACUAUUCUAUCGCUGUCCUGAUCUUGAGGCAUAUACACGGGAGGUUGAUGAGCAUAAACGCACAUUGCUCUUGGUUAAUAAGGCAGAUCUCUUACCAGCUUCUGUCAGAGAGAAGUGGGUAGAGUAUUUUCAUGCUCAUAAUAUUCUAUACAUCUUCUGGUCAGCUAAAGCUGCUUCAGCAGCUCUUGAAGGUAAAAAACUUAGGUCCCCAUUGGAAGCUAAUGACUCAGGGAGAAACCAUAAUUCAGACACGAAGAUAUAUGACAGGGAUGAGCUUCUGGCACGGUUGCAGUCAGAGGCAGAAGAGAUAGUACAGAUGAGGAGAAAUUCCAGUUCCUCUGACACAGGGCCAUCUAAUGUGCAAUCUUUCGGUGACAAUGCUGCUGCUGGUAGUUCCUCAUCAAGUAAUGUGGUAGUGGGAUUUGUUGGAUAUCCUAAUGUUGGCAAAAGUUCAACUAUUAAUGCUCUGGUUGGUAAAAAACGGACAGGUGUCACCUCUACUCCAGGGAAGACAAAGCAUUUCCAAACACUAAUUAUUUCUAACAAACUGACCCUUUGUGACUGUCCUGGAUUAGUUUUCCCCUCUUUCUCAAGCUCAAGAUAUGAGAUGAUUGCUUGUGGAGUGUUGCCUAUCAAUAGGAUGACACAACACAGGGAGGCUGUGCAAGUUGUAGCUGAUAAAGUCCCAAGACAUGUCAUUGAGGAGAUUUAUAAGAUCAGUUUACCAAAACCUAAGCCUUAUGAGCCUCAAUCACGCCCCCCUCUGGCAUCUGAACUUUUGAGAGCAUAUUGUGCUUCUCGUGGAUAUGUUGCCUCCAGUGGACUGCCUGAUGAAACUAGAGCUGCUCGUCAGAUACUGAAAGAUUACAUUGAUGGGAAGCUACCUCACUAUGAAUUGCCUCCUGGAAUGUCAAGUGUGGAACUAGCUUUGGAAGGUUAUGCAGGACUUGACUCAUUCAACUUGCAAGACUCUCUUUCGUCUGGUACCAAAGAUGUUGACGGUGAAGUUGGACCAGAUCUUGAGCAUGUAUUAGAUGACCUCAAUUCAUUUGACAUGGCUAAUGGACUCCCUUCAAAUAAAGUUACUAUUAAGACAUCUGAUGCAUCUCAUAAGCACCAUAAGAAGCCGCAGAUUAAAAAGGAUCAUUCUUGGGGAGCAGGAAAUAAGAAUGAUGCUGACAGGAUACCGGUUGCAAAAUUCUUUGAGAAACCAGUAAACCCAAACCAUGUGAAGGUCUAAUAAGUUCAACCCAAGCUUGUAUUUGUACAGCAGCCAGCACCUGAUCUGUUAGGCCUAGUAUGUACAUUGUUAGUCUCAGAUGGAAUAAGUCACAUUAAUUUGUGUGUGAUCCGUUGUAGAACUAAAACACGUAGACAGUCCCAAUGAACUUUCCCCCAAAACCUAAACGGGGUAAAAAGAAAAGAAAAUAGAAAAAUAUUGUAUUUACAGUGAUGAGUUAUUUCUAUCAUUAAUCUAUGUGAUAUAAACAGAUUUUGUG
Abrus precatorius (Indian licorice) is the source of this 2118-nucleotide messenger RNA. Its product is annotated as GTPase LSG1-1-like. The record is from RefSeq and is a predicted model, not a curated record. Gene Ontology annotation, molecular function: GTP binding; GTPase activity. Lineage: Eukaryota; Viridiplantae; Streptophyta; Magnoliopsida; Fabales; Fabaceae. Gene Ontology annotation, cellular component: cytosol. The transcript is spliced from 7 exons.